AUGGAUGAAACACCACAAGAAGUCCCACUAUAUUCAAUGGACAUACCGCACAUAGCAGCAGUUGAACUACCGUUACGUGUUAAAAAUGAACAAAAGGCAAUUGAUGCACUUGGUGGAAAAAAUAAAAUAUCUGAUUCAAUUAAAGAUUCAGCAAUACCAAUAGAAUUAAAAUUAAGAAAAGAUCCUUUCCAACAUCCUAUAAAAGCUGCAUAUUCUGCAAAUGAAAGAGUAGUUUUAAAAAUUCAAAUCAAGAAAGAUAUAGUUAAACAAAAUCCAACUAAAUCAAUUCAAGAAUUAUUACAAUUAAAUGAAGUAAAACCUAAAAUCCAACCAGUUGCCAUAAUAGAUAAGACUUAUAGAUUUAGAGCAAUGAGUGAUUUUCAAAUAAGUACUAAGCACAAUAAAAUGUUACAAGAUUUGAAGAAAAAUGUAUUAGACGCAACAAAUUAUCAAACCGUCAAGGAUUACGUAGCUGAUCAUAAUUAUUUUAAUAAUAAAUCAGAUUUAAAUAAUGAAUAUUUUGAAAAUAGAGAUCAUAUGUUACCACCACCUCCAUUAUUUUCACAUAUUAAUUACCCAUACAAUUAUAAAUAUCAAAAAAAUCCAGUAACUGCCGUGGUAAAAGAUGAAAAAAGUGGUGAUUUAAAAGUUGUUUCUAAAAAAUCAUCUAUAAAAUUACAUACUAUACUUAUUCCAUAUGAAACAGAACCACCAAAACAACCACCAAGUUUAUUAACCAAGAAUUACGAAGAAUUGAUAAAAAACCAUCCACCAAGAGGUAGUCAUGAUGAUAUUUUAAUAAGAUGUAUAGAAUGGGUAAAAGAAAUAUUCGAAAUAAAACCAAUUUGGUUAAGACGUCAAUUAGUUGAUAUAAUACCCGAAGAAUUUAAAAGACAUCUUAAAUUAGCAUUACCUUAUGUUACUUAUUUAUAUCGAAGUGGACCUUGGAGAUUUUGUAAUAUUAAAAUUGGAAUUGAUCCAAGAUUAGAUUCUAAAUAUUGGAUUUAUCAAACUGAAUAUUUUAGAGUUAUUGGUAGAAAAUCAGAAGAAAACGAAAAUUCUAAAAAAAUAAUCCCCAAAACAUUAGAAGAUUUAAAAUAUAAAAUUUCUAUAUCACAACAUGAAUUUUUUGAUGGAGUAAAUUUACCAAGUGCAAUAACAUUUCAAAUUGGUGAUAUUAUAGAUAUGGACAUAACAUCAGUUAUAACUAAUCAUAAACAAAAUAUGGGUAAUGAUUUUUUAAAAGAUGCACCAGAUGUUUAUUCUGGAUGGGUAAAUAAACAAACUAUGGACCUAAUUAGAAAAAUUAUGAGGUAUAAAUUAAAUUGUUUAGUAAAUGAACAACCAAUAGAUCAAAAUAAGAUAUAUAAAUUUACAACUUUGAAUUUUAAUAAAGAAGAUACAACUGAAAAAGAAAAUGAAGAACUUGAAGAUGAACCUAUUGAUGAUACUGUUAUAAAUAAUGAAAUCGGAGAUGGUGAUGAAGAAAUAGAAGAAGAUGUAGAUGAUGAAUUGACUAAUGUUAAUGAAGAAGAUGUUAUUGCAAUAAUUAAAAAAUUAAAUCCUGAAAAUUAUCAACAAUUGAGUCAUUUAGUAGGUUUCAUAAAACAAGAUAAUCUCGAUCUUGAUUAG
Messenger RNA from Lodderomyces jiufengensis, 1632 nucleotides. Its product is annotated as transcription factor TFIIIC subunit. Bases 1 to 1632 code for a protein of 543 amino acids. Gene Ontology annotation, cellular component: transcription factor TFIIIC complex. Gene Ontology annotation, biological process: transcription initiation at RNA polymerase III promoter. The transcript has a single exon. Lineage: Eukaryota; Fungi; Ascomycota; Pichiomycetes; Serinales; Debaryomycetaceae. The record is from RefSeq and is a predicted model, not a curated record.